AUGAAGGAGGUAGAGCCGUCGAGGGUGACCAACCGUAUAGUAUUGAGGUCGCGUCGUGAGGAAGCCGAGAAUGAGCGUCGACGUGCUAGACUUGUGGAGAAUCCUUCUCUCCCGCCUCCCGUGCCUUUUGACUUAGAUAGAGCUUUUGAGGGAGUGGAUGAGUAUGAUGACAGUGAUGACAAUUAUGAUGACUUCCCGGAUGUAAAUGAUGCUUUCUUCGAGAGCAACCAUCCGAGUGCAGGUGGUUCUAGUGGACCUAGAUUAGAGCCCGAGGCUCCUUUUGUGUCUUCUUCGUCCUCUCAGUUUGUUCAUAGUGAGGGUGCUGCAGCAUUGGUUGAGAGGACAGGGUUGCGCAAGUUGUUGGACUGCUCGAUCCAGCACUUGGACGGACCUUUACUUGUGGCAUUUGUGGAGAGGUGGCAGCCUGACACCAACACCUUUCACAUGCCUUUUGGAGAGAUGACCAUCACGCUCCACGACGUUGCAGUGUUGCUUGGGAUUCCAGUCGGUGGAGAUAUGGUUGUAGGGAAUGAGAGUGUGAAAGCACAGUUGUGUGAGAUGCUGAGGGUCGAACAAUUGAAUGAACGAUCCAAGCCUUCGCUUAAGAGUGGGGGUUUGGUGUGUGUUGAAGCUAUGCAGCAGGUUGGGAGGUUUCGGGAAAGAGAUUCUGAGGUACGGAUGUUCUUGACCUGUUUGUUGGGGACCACCUUGUUUGUGGACAGGAGUGGGGAUCGGGAGCAGGUUUGGCCUCUCCAGUUCUUGGGGGACACUAGACGGGUGAGGAAAUAUUCUUGGGGGUCUGCUAUACUCGCCUAUUUGUAUAGGCAACUCGGCAUGGCGUCUCGAGCGGAUUGCAAAGGCAUGGGUGGCUGUUUGACCCUCCUUCAGAGCUGGAUCUACGAGUACUUUCCGUAUUUACGAGAUCAGAAGUUGGGGACACGUGGAUUGGUGUGCGGGGAACCUUUUGCUAAGAAGUGGGAGGGGGUGAGAUUUGGAGGUGGGGCACAGUUGAUGAAUGAGAGGUUGGAUCACUAUCGUCGAGUACUGGAUAAUAUGACAGAUGAGUUCGUUUUUUGGUGCCCAUUCGGCCUCAGACCUGGUGAGAUAGUCUCUCGUUCAUUGUACUCUGGUGUCAUUCGGUGCAUGAGUUUUGAGGAGAUGUACGAUCCCUCGCGUUGCCUCCGUCAGUUUGGGUACGUACAGACCAUCCCCUCAGAUCCGCUUCCUCCAGUUGAUGUUUGCCGAUCUGCGAAUGUCAAGAUGUACUCCUUGUCCUACGGUCCCGGCUUGAGUGAGCUUUGGAAGGCCCCUCACUGCCACUCGGUGCAGUUGGAUUCGAUAUCGAGACCUGUUCAAAAACCGGAAGAUACCGACGAUGGGUAUCUACAGUGGUAUAUGGGACGUACCCACCCGAGGAUCGUCUGCCCCAGUGCUGCUGACCAGGAGAUACACCACCAUCUUAGUCAUGAUAAGUUAGCUGUGAAGCUCGUCCGAGAGUUUCGCACUGUGAUUGAGCACCCUUAUGAUGACCACCUUUAUCUUCUUCUUGGAUUACAAGGGUUGCUUAGAGAGUACGACGAGGCGACUCCAUACCAGCCUCCACCUCAGUACUAGUGUUGUUCAUGUAGUUUGAGUACUAUGUAGUUUAUUUGUAUUUUGAGAACUAUGUCGUUAAUUU
Linum tenue is the source of this 1678-nucleotide messenger RNA. NCBI's taxonomy places the organism in Eukaryota, Viridiplantae, Streptophyta, Magnoliopsida, Malpighiales, Linaceae. The record is from the annotation of a GenBank genome assembly.